UACAAAGCAGCAUGGCAGUGCUGACAGGGGAGAAAUAUGUGUUGUUUACACACAGACCUCUCCCAUUUCUCUGUUCCUCAGUGAUCACUGGGUGCUGGCGGGGAAUCUCCGGCAGGGACCCGGUGAUCGACAGCUGUAGCCGUCAAUGGACCUCUGUGUGAGGUCCCAGUUCAUGUGAUCACUGAUUGGCCAAUCAAUGAUCACAUGAGCAUUGACAUCAUUGCUUACUACUUGUGAAAUCUGUGAAUGAUCACAGAGGUCACAUGGUACAAGGCCAUUCACAACAGACUUGUACCAUGUGACAAGCUGUAACCAAUCACAGUUGUCGCAGUA
Messenger RNA from Staurois parvus, 333 nucleotides. NCBI's taxonomy places the organism in Eukaryota, Metazoa, Chordata, Amphibia, Anura, Ranidae. The record is from the annotation of a GenBank genome assembly.